GGUUUACGUCUGCGACUGCGUUCGGGUGUGAAGUCGACGUGAGUUUGAGAACGGAAAAAGAUUGUUCUUUUCGUCCGUAAGUGUAUUUGAUGGAGGAUUCUUGACUGACAUGGCAGCAUUUAUCAGCACCACGUUUUUGUUUCUUCAACUGACUGGCGGCUUUAAUUCAGAACCUACCCCAGAAGAGAAUGCCCAGAGAAUUGCCAAAGCUGUCCGCAAACAGUCAAUAGAAGUGAAGGAAAAUUGGGAACAACUGAAAACCCAUGUGAGCAACUGGCAGAAACAGGUGGAAAAGGCGUUGGAGAAACUUCAAGAACUGCAGAAAGCUCUGGAUGAUCUUGAGGUUCGUGUGAUAACAGCUGAGGGGGUCCACACUGAUCGGCAACCUGUGGGUGACCUGCUUAUUGACUCAUUGCAGGAUCACAUUGAUAAAACCACAGCAUUUAAAGAAGAAAUUGCCCCAGUGAAACAAGAAGUCAAAAUAUUAAAUGAUCUGGCCAGUCAGUUAUCUCCACUUGAUGUCUCUUUAUCUCCAAAGAUUUCUCACCAACUUGAUGACCUAAAUAUGCGUGGAAAUUCAUGCAGUGUUCUGGUCUGCAGUCUGCACUUUCGAAUGUAAUCGCAAAACAAAAUCCAAAUAGUGAGAGAUGUGAGCCUCCGAACUACAGUCUGAAAUGGUUCAGGACUAGAACAAUUUGAAUAUAUUCCGGAUGAAGCUGCAGGUGAUUUAAACAACGUGCGUUUUUCUGCAUAUCGGCCAGCAAUGAAGAUCCACCGACUCCAGAAAGCGCUCUGUUGUAAGUACAUCCACAUAUUCCAGAAUUUGUAAUCUCGU
Molecule: messenger RNA, 835 nt
Organism: Stegostoma tigrinum
Lineage: Eukaryota; Metazoa; Chordata; Chondrichthyes; Orectolobiformes; Stegostomatidae
Product: utrophin-like
Exons: 6
Coding region: 110-619 (169 amino acids)
Biological process (GO): synaptic signaling
Cellular component (GO): plasma membrane
Molecular function (GO): protein binding
Source: RefSeq, a predicted model, not a curated record